Molecule: messenger RNA, 606 nt
Organism: Symbiodinium necroappetens
Lineage: Eukaryota; Dinophyceae; Suessiales; Symbiodiniaceae
Source: the annotation of a GenBank genome assembly
AUGUGGGAGGUCCAGAUGGAGGUCAAAGACUUGGUUGCUGUCCUUCCUUCACGGAUUGUGGAAGCCAAAGUUUCUACGAAGGAGGAUGUGCAGCCGAAGAGCAGCAUGAAGUCUAACCGGCGCCACAAAAGUCUCAUCGGGACGCAGGUGAUGAAGGAGAAGUGGGAACCGGACCCGCCUCUUAAGCGCUUUGUGAAAGGGCCGCUAGACGGCUACAUGGGUAUGGUGGUGGUUGUGAACCUGAUAUUUAUGAUCAUCAUGACCCAGUGGACAGGAUCUCAGGCUGACAUCUUGCUAGGUAUUUCUACGUCGAGCAGUUUGAAUCUGACGGAGCACUUUUUCGAGAUCUCGGAGUAUGUUUUUUUCGUCCUGUUCGUCCUGGAUGUAUUGAUUCGAGUCUGGGUGCUGCGUCGUGAAUGGAUUUAUGACCAACGCGAAGGCUUCAUGUACCUCAACGUUUUCGAUGCCUGCGUGGUUGUUGUGAAUGCAUUUGAGUUGCUGGUUCUGCCUCUGUUGCUCCUUGGAAGUGACCAGGAGCAGCAUGCUAACAGCAUCCGCGUCAUCAAGCUGCUGCGCAUUGUCCGCACGCUGCGUAUUGUCAAAACG